UUGCAGUCGGUGAAUCAGUUGUUAAUGUUACGCGAAAAUCGAAAUGUUGGAAGCAUCAGUUCCAACGGUAGAGGAUCACUGUCGAGUGCUUAUUUACGUUAAGCAGUUCGGUCCUCGAUCACCGGCUUUGUUUAAUUGCCUUCUGGAACGAUUACAGCGAGUGCAGUGCUUGCAAGUAUCAGAUAACCCGAAAAGGAUUUUCGUUGUUAAUUUUAUUGCAACAGUCAAUACAGAUUUGAUCAGAUUUGGCGAACUUCAGGCUCAUCGUCGUAUCGUUGGAUUUAUUGGCGUUGUUCAAGCACCAGUUGAAGAUGAGGGAGCAAAAGCAUCACAGCAACUUUCCGAUGAAGAUACUACAGCAGAUCAUAGAGUUAACAUUUCAAAUCCGAAAAUAUAUUUUCUUGCAAAAAUCAAGGACCAAUACGACUUUGUAAAGACUGAGUAUGCGUCAACUGUUGUGGAUUCGCGAUGUAUUGUUAUCGGGUACCCAGAAGAAUCCAUAAAAGCAUUGUGGUCUUCGCGAGAACUAUUUUGUUUCAAAACUCUUGAUGAUGUUGAUUCACUGGAAAUAGGUAUACGAGAUUUUCUACGCUCUAUUUAUUACGUUCUGGAAAGUCGUCGGCUUGAUCUUUCCUUCGAAAAGCUGGAAUGCCCAGCAUGUCCGGCACUAAUUGACGAGCAGAAAUAUCGUCAAGGCUUGGAAAAUAAAACCAGCAAAAUAUACAGGAAAAAAUGCAUUGGUCGCCUUCGGAAACAAGUUGCUGAUUACACACUUAUGACAGGGUUGCCCACUUUAGCAAUGGAUUCCUACCAGUCAGCGAUCGAAUUCCUCAAACAGGCUAAUGAUUUACUUUGGCUUGCUGCUGCUUACGAAGGUUGGGCUUGCGCAGCGAUAGUAGCAAAGUAUGAUCUAACAGAAGAAUACGCUUCUAUUAGUGGAAUACAACGAAUUUCAACAAUGACUUCCGAACGGAUUCUUUCGACGCGUAGAACAAGCGAGUAUGGUACCGGUGCUUCGGCUGGACAUCAGAGACAUUGGUCGGAUGAAGAAUGUUCCUUAAAAACUUUGUCUUCAUUAGGAGAAAUUCAAAGUUUUGAUGAGCGUUCUUUUCGUCAGUCUUUCCGAUUACGUUGGAGUGGAUCAGCUUAUAAUAAAUCAGGGAAGUGUGGGAUCAGUUAUAUGGAAAUUAUUGAAAAAUUCAAAGCUGCAUUGGAAAGCUACGAAAGAUUUUCAUUCGUUGUAUGGGUUGAAUACGAAUGCAUGAUGAAAGCUGCUUCUGUUUUUCGAUAUCAACGUUUAUAUGUAGAUAUGGAGGGUUUCAUAAGAGAGCAUAUUGGUAAAUAUCUUGAUGACAGCUUUAAUCAGUUUGGUCAUUUCACAAAAGCUCUGAUAUGUCUCAAUUCUGCAGAAGUGUACCGCAAAAUUGGUUUUAAUCGGAAAUGUGCAUUUUUUGCUCGUCUAGGGGUUUUGUUUCGCUUACAUAUGGCAGAAAGCGGGAAUCGCAGUGUCGCAGACUAUCGACAAGUGUAUCCGGUAUUAUACAGAACACUGACUGGUUAUGGGAUGCCUGAGAAUCCAAAAGAGUUCUCAAGUGAUUUAGUGAGAUUAGGGCCGGUACAUAUUCAGAGAAGAGCUUUGCAUGAAGUGUUCAUGAGCGCAUUACGUGCUGAAUAUUAUGAUGCAGCUAUACGCCAUCUGUGCUAUAUUUUGCAGGUCUAUUACGAUUACAUGGAUCAAGAAGCAUCCGAGCAAAUGCUUGGGGAACUGACCAAAUUAGUAACAUCUCGGGGUGUUCAGCACCAGCUCAAUCAACAUAUUUCAUUACCCCAGCAUGGACUUAUUAUACCGCCAAUUCAGAUGAUACGUUUCCCAAAGCUUGAGAAGUUCGCGGUCUGUCCACUUCCGGGACACCUUGCUGCCACAGUUAUUCGACCAAAGCUUCAUUCCGACAUAUUUAUAUAUUCUCCAUUUCAACAUGAAAUUGCUUCGAAAGUUACGUGGGUUCAAGAUUGCGCUUGCGAGGUUUCCGUUUCGGUAAUUAAUUGUCUGCCAUGCGAAUUAUCUGUAUCCAACCUCGAAUUACUCUCCGAAGGCUGCGCUUUUGAGCCAAUCCCUGUACGACUCACUUUACCUGCAUGUGGUGGCAACACGGAAGCUGUGGAUCUCAAACUCAUUGGAGUACCCAGGGAAUCGGGACGACUCACUAUAACCGGUUAUUCGUGUGAAAUAUUGGGUGUGCGUAAUGUUUGCAGAUUACGGGAUUUUCCGGAACGCGUAAAAUCGAAGGGCUUGCUCUCAUCAAUGUUUGAUAUUGAGAUAUUACCGGCUUUACCUGUUUUGGAACUGAAAACUUCACUGAGCCGGGCUCCAAUCUCUGAAGACGACGUUGAGCCAACUGCUGAAAUAACUGUUUAUUCUGGACAAACCUUCGAACACAAUGUAUCAUUGGUGAAUACUAGUAAAAUUAUUGCAAUACGGGAUGUUAAUUUGGUCAUUCGACAACCGAAGGUUUGUGGUGGUCCAUGUAUGAUUGAAAUUGCUAGCACUGAAUGGCUGGAAGAUAACGAUAGCGCUGCUCAGUUAAGGCGGAUCGAACCCUUGGAAAGGAAACAAAUCAAAUUUAGAAUUUUCGGAAUUGAUCCAUCGGCUAUGGCUGAAGAUGGUUCACAAAAGGAGCGAAACAGUGAAGCAGAGGUUUUUGUUUACGAUGCCCCAUCUACGGAGGAAACGCAUGACCGAAUACCAUUUACCGGGAGAUUAUUAACUUGUGAAUUCAUUUUUUAUUAUCGAGCUGACAUUGAUGGCCCAAGCGGAGAACAGUAUGAAAGACGAUGUCGAUUACCUUUGGCGGUAUCAAUCGUUCCUGCGGUAACAGUUGCUGCUUGGCAUGUAUUGCCUGGUGAUGGACCAACAACGAGAUAUGUAGUUGUGGACGUGACAAAUAAUACUGAAUGGGAUGCUGAAUUAACCUAUGGGAAGGAUCGAGUGAUCGGCGUACAGCCUAAGGAGUUUUGCAGAGUACCGCUGCUAUGCAAAUGCUGUUCCGAAGUAUCAUCAAAUGCAUUUCAAGAAGCAGCCAGUCGGGCAUCCUAUAUGAUGCAAAUGCAGGAAAUGGAACGGUUACGGCAAAUUCUAGAACGUCAUGUUUCCUGGCAUCUGGAUAUUCGUUGGUCUAUCUCUAGUUCAAGUCUUUCAGGAUCAGUACCUGUCGGACCUUUGCUCUCUUCCGUUUCAUUACUCAAACAACUUGUUGUACCGGUGAUUUCUGUUCAGGCUAAUUUCAAAGGAAUGCCGUUCUUAAGUGACGAUGAAAUUACUGUUGGUAUCGGUGAAAUAAUCGAGCUCAGUUUAAGUUUAAUUACUCCUACAAACGACACUCGUUCGUUUAGUGGUUUAAUACAGCUCCAGUGUUACCGCGAUUUACAAAAUGGGUCCUUCAUUGAAAGUAAUGAAAAUAUGAUUGUGCUUAACACUGAAAGUAUACCGUUUCACAUAGCGCAGGAAGAAGCGGUUGAAAUAACUACUGUAUCACCGGCGGAUACUAUCUCGAUCGAAAAUGACUAUGCACCAGCAGCAAUUGCUAAUUUCAGUAAUGAACCUGUAAAACAAGAAAUGAUUCAGGAAACAUUUCAUGCUAACUUCCAACUUUUGUUCCGCUAUGAAGGAGCGCACAAGAUAAAGCCACUCAUUAUUCUGAACGACAAAUCAUCUCAAAUCUCGCCAGAUGAAUUGUUUUGUUGUGCUAUUUCGUUCAAUGUGAUCACAAAAGUUUCGUGA
Loa loa (African eye worm) is the source of this 3778-nucleotide messenger RNA. RefSeq lists its product as hypothetical. The record is from RefSeq and is a predicted model, not a curated record. Bases 44 to 3778 code for a protein of 1244 amino acids. The transcript is spliced from 26 exons. Lineage: Eukaryota; Metazoa; Nematoda; Chromadorea; Rhabditida; Onchocercidae. Gene Ontology annotation, cellular component: trans-Golgi network.